GGCCAUGGCUGGCUGGGCGGGGGCCGAGCUCUCGGCGCUGAACCCGCUGCGCACGCUGUGGCUGGCGCUGGCCGCCGCCUUCCUGCUCGCGCUGCUGCUGCAGCUGGCGCCCGCCAGGCUGCUGCCGAGCUGCGCGCUCUUCCAGGACCUCCUCCGCUACGGGAAGACCAAACUGUCGGGCCCGCGGCGCCCGGCCGUCUGCAGGGCCUUCGACGUCCCCAAGAGGUAUUUUUCUCACUUCUACGUCAUCUCAGUGGUGUGGAAUGGCUUCCUGCUCUGGUUGCUCUCUCAAUCUCUGUUCCUGGGUGCGCCUUUUCCAAACUGGCUCUGUGCUUUGCUCAGAACCCUUGGGGCAACGCCAUUCAGAGUGGGUGAGCAGGCGCUGUCCUCCUUCUUGGUGUUGCUGUUCCUCUGGGCCCACAGCCUGCGCCGGCUCUUCGAGUGCUUCUACGUCAGCGUCUUCUCUAACGUGGCCAUUCACAUCCUGCAGUACUGUUUCGGGCUCGUCUACUACGUCCUAGUUGGCCUGACUGUCCUGAGCCAAGUGCCCAUGGAUGACAAGAACGUGUCUGUACUGGGGAAGAAUCUCCUGAUGCAAGCUCGGUGGUUCCACAUCCUGGGGAUGCUGAUGUUCUUGUGGUCCUCUGUGCACCAGUACAAGUGCCACGUCAUCCUCAGCAACCUCAGGAGAAACAAGAAAGGGGUGAUCAUUCAUUGCCAGCACAGGAUCCCCUUUGGAGACUGGUUCGAAUAUGUGUCUUCGGCUAACUACCUGGCGGAACUGAUGAUCUACAUCGCCAUGGCUGUCACCUUUGGGUUCCACAACCUAACCUGGUGGCUGGUAGUGACCUAUGUCUUCUUCAGCCAAGCCUUGUCUGCAUUCUUCAACCACAAAUUCUACAAAAGCACGUUUGUCUCCUACCCAAAGCAUCGGAAAGCUUUCCUUCCAUUUUUGUUUUAAAGCAGGCUUCGUGGUGAAGAAUGCAGGCUGGGGGGCGGGGCCAGAUUCUGUUCCUAGAGACACUGGUGGCAGGGACUGAGGUGCACUUUCUGCAGGAGUGUUGGCAUUGCCUGUUUUCCUUCAGCACUGAGCAAGGCAGUGCUCCCGAAGAAGACACUCCCGGCAGACAGGGCUUGCGGGAUCUGCUUCUGCCAAGCUUUACAGAGCCAACCAACUGCCAGCAAGU
This is a messenger RNA of Acomys russatus (golden spiny mouse), 1187 nucleotides long. It is a transcript of the gene Srd5a3, whose product is annotated as steroid 5 alpha-reductase 3. Gene Ontology annotation, molecular function: 3-oxo-5-alpha-steroid 4-dehydrogenase activity. The transcript has 5 exons. Lineage: Eukaryota; Metazoa; Chordata; Mammalia; Rodentia; Muridae. Gene Ontology annotation, biological process: polyprenol catabolic process; dolichol-linked oligosaccharide biosynthetic process. Gene Ontology annotation, cellular component: endoplasmic reticulum. Bases 5 to 961 code for a protein of 318 amino acids. The record is from RefSeq and is a predicted model, not a curated record.